UCCCACACGUGUGGGAGAAAUUGAUAAGAAAAAGAUAUUUAUGAACCUCAAUCAAUGACAAUCAUCAACGACUCUCCAUUUCCCGCUAUGGAACCAGUGAAGAGAACUCAAGUAGCAGUAGCAUUAGCUUCUAAGUUCUCAAACUUGUAAUCUAAACAUAGCAUAGCAUUAGCUUAGGGUUUUCGCUUUGCAAUCGAACGCUGAGACCAAAUGGCUGCUUUUACUUCUCUCUCCUUCUCUCCUUGCAUCCUCUAUCUCCGUCCAAAACCAACCACGCUUUCCGUUUCCGUUUCACUUUCUGCGCUCCAUGGCAGUGAUGGAUCUAACUCUAGAGUACCUCGCAAAAGAACAAGAGGAAUAGAAGGUCCUCGAAAAAGCAUGGAAGACUCUGUUCAACGCAAGAUGGAGCAAUUUUACGAAGGAUCUGAUGGUCCACCACUUCGUAUUCUCCCUAUUGGUGGCCUCGGUGAAAUUGGGAUGAAUUGCAUGCUUGUUGGUAACCAUGACCGUUAUAUCCUCAUUGAUGCUGGUGUCAUGUUUCCAGACUAUGAUGAACUUGGAGUUCAGAAGAUUAUGCCUGAUACAACAUUUAUAAGAAAAUGGAGCCACAAAAUUGAAGCGCUUGUUAUAACACAUGGUCAUGAAGAUCAUAUUGGUGCCUUGCCUUGGGUCAUCCCAGCAUUGGAUUCCAAUACACCAAUUUUUGCUUCUUCCUUUACAAUGGAGCUUAUAAGAAAACGUCUGAAGGAGCAUGGUAUUUUUGUUCCGUCUAGACUUAAAGUAUUUAGAACAAAGAAGAAGUUUGUGGCCGGGCCUUUUGAGAUAGAACCUAUCAGGGUGACCCAUUCUAUUCCUGAUUGUUGUGGACUAGUUCUUCGCUGUUCUGAUGGUACUAUUCUUCACACUGGGGACUGGAAGAUUGAUGAGACACCACUAGAUGGGAAAGUCUUUGAUCGUGAUGCUUUAGAGGAACUCUCUAAAGAAGGAGUAACAUUGAUGAUGAGUGAUUCAACAAAUGUAUUGUCGCCUGGAAGGACAACCAGUGAAUCUGUUGUGGCAGAUGCAUUAUUGAGGCAUAUUUCAGCUUCUAAAGGAAGGGUUAUUACAACCCAAUUCGCAUCAAAUCUACAUCGGCUUGGAAGUGUGAAAGCUGCUGCUAAUUUAACUGGCAGAAAGUUGGUAUUUGUUGGCAUGUCUUUAAGGACGUAUUUAGAUGCAGCUUGGAAGGAUGGAAAGGCUCCAUUUGAUCCAUCCACUCUGGUGAAAGCAGAGGAUAUUGAUGCUUAUGCUCCAAAGGAUUUGCUAAUUGUAACAACAGGCUCUCAAGCAGAACCACGUGCUGCUUUGAAUCUUGCAUCUUAUGGAAGUAGUCAUGCUUUCAAACUAACUAAGGAAGAUGUUGUUUUGUAUUCAGCAAAGGUUAUCCCUGGUAAUGAGUCUCGUGUGAUGAAAAUGCUAAACCGCAUAUCAGAGAUAGGAUCAACAAUAGUUAUGGGGAAAAAUGAAGGUCUGCACACAUCUGGUCAUGCAUACCGUGGAGAAUUGGAGGAAGUACUUAGAAUAGUGAAGCCACAACAUUUUCUUCCCAUACAUGGAGAACUCUUGUUCCUGAAGGAACAUGAAUUACUUGGAAAAUCAACUGGCAUUCGGCACACUGCUGUUAUUAAGAAUGGAGAGAUGCUUGGUGUUUCACAUUUGAGAAAUAGAAAAGUCCUUUCUAACGGUUUCAUUUCCCUUGGAAAAGAGAAUUUACAGUUGAAAUAUAGUGAUGGCGACAGAGCAUUUGGUACAUCAAGCGAACUCUUCAUUGAUGAAAGAUUGAGAAUUGCAUUAGAUGGCAUCAUUGUGGUUAGCAUGGAAAUAUUUCGCCCUAAAAAUUUAGAGAGUUUGGCUGAAAACACCUUAAAAGGGAAGAUAAGAAUUACCACAAGAUGCCUAUGGCUUGACACAGGGAAAUUAAUGGAUGCACUCUAUAAAGCUGCUCAUGCAGCUCUUUCAAGCUGCCCUGUAAACUGUCCACUGGCUCACAUGGAAAGAACUGUGUCUGAGGUGUUGAGGAAGGUGGUGAGGAAGUACUGUGGUAAACGGCCUGAAGUUAUUGCCAUUGCCAUAGAAAAUCCUGCAGCCGUUCUUGCUGAUGAGAUAAACACAAAAUUGUCUGGCAAAUCCCAUGUGGGUCCUGGAAUAUCAACAUUAAGAAAAGCGCUGGAUGGACAUGGGAAGGAAAAUCAGACAGUCACGCUGCAAAUAAGAGAUGAUGAUGGCAUUGCUAUUGACGGACAACUACCUGAGGAAGACACAACUACUUCAAGUGGAGUUCAGGGUGAUUUAUUUGAUUCAGAGGAUUCAGAUGAAUUUUGGAAACCAUUCAGUGCACCAUUACCAGUUGAGAAGUCAAUCAAAGCUAACAAUGGUUAUGUUUCACACAAGGAGCAUAAGCGCAAUCUGAAGAAAGAUGAUUAUGAAGACAUUGACGAAGCCAAGUCAGAAGAAACGUCUAAUUCUGAACCCAAGUCUUCAAUAUCAAUGAAGAGAAAUAAAUGGAAAACUGAGGAAAUUAAGAAGCUGAUUGGCAUGCGCAUGGAACUACGUGACAGAUUUCAAAUUGUGAAGGGACGGAUGGCCCUCUGGGAAGAGAUAUCUCAAAACUUGAUGGCUGAUGGGAUCAGCAAAAGUCCUGGACAGUGCAAAUCUUUGUGGACAUCUUUGGUACUAAAAUAUAAGGAGAUCAAGAAUGAGAAGGAUAGCGAGAAAAGUUGGCAAUAUCUUGAGGACAUGGAAAGAGUAAUAUCUGAUAGCGAAGCACCGGCAACAAAAUGAUUUGAAACGUGGUUGACGGGAUAAGAAAUAUUUUGGAGAGCUUUCUACAUUAAAAUUAAUGUCAAGUCUGAGCAUGCUGACCGGGAAGUUAAUCCAUCGAUUGCAUGAUUCUUGUAACGUGGACUCAUGACAUUGAAGAUCCUUAGUAUUUUGAGGGCUGAAGGGGUAACAGACAACAUAUUAGGGAUUGGCUUCUAUACUAACACCAGCUAAUGAGGGGAAGUAUCUGGGUUUAAGGGAUGUCUUAUUCCACCUAAAAUACCAGCCCCCUUUUUUUGUUUCCUUUGUUUAAUAUUUAUGUGAUAAUUAAUUUCAUUAUUUUUGUUGAUGGCACAUGUUGGGUGCCAUGAGCAACCAUGGAAAAGUCUUUUGCUUUUUGGCAACAGACAACAUUGAGUAGUG
Gastrolobium bilobum is the source of this 3222-nucleotide messenger RNA. Its product is annotated as ribonuclease J-like. The transcript is spliced from 17 exons. Bases 211 to 2820 code for a protein of 869 amino acids. Lineage: Eukaryota; Viridiplantae; Streptophyta; Magnoliopsida; Fabales; Fabaceae. The record is from RefSeq and is a predicted model, not a curated record.